AACUUUAAUUGCCAUCCAUAAAUCCUCAGAUCGCCGAGUGCGGACUGUCCCUAAAAACACUGUUGCAUCGUGCCUGUUUAGGGCCCUUGGGGAGGUGGCGGGGACGAAGAGCAGGAGCGGGGUCCAGCCGACCCCUGCUCGGAGGGUUCCCUACACGGCUCGCGACAGGCUGGGGACAAGGAUGGGACCGCACGGCGAGACCUGGCCCCUUUCUUCACAGGACUCGAGUUGCACCUCUGAGCCUUACUGGUCCCGGGGUCGAGGAAAUGCCGUAUCCAUCGGAAGGUGAGCAGCAGUUUUAUUUUGCUGCGUUUUAACAGAAGGGAAGUGGGUGUGCGGGAGUGCUUGUAGAAUGUCCGCGUUCCGAUCCGGCUUUUGUGCAUGAUAACCUCCUCUAAACACGUUACGGCUAUUGAUUCAUUCCCUAGGCUUUGCUCAGCCUCUGGUAAUCAGGCGUAGCCUGUGUUUUCUGCUUUAGAGCACAGUUGUCGCUUCCUUUUCCCGAGUCAAGUGGGAUGGGAUCCGUGGUCAGUUUUAAACGCCGCUUCGCAUCUGCCAAACAAGAACGCGAUCGCCCUUCUAUUAACGAUAAGUCUCUUCUUAAACUCCCAUAAAACAGGUCAUUGGAAAAUCGUGUAAUAUGCUGCGAAUACCUUGGCUUUUUAAUGCAAUCUGAAAUACUCCGGAGCCACCGACCGUAUUUAGCUGUUUAUCCAAUUUUACUUUGAAUGAUUGCUUCAGCAAACUUGGUGGAGAUCAAAGAAUCCCCCCCUGACACGUUUGCCUUUCAUUAGCGCUGCGCGCUGCAGUCCUGAGGCGGGAGGGGAAGUUCGCUUGGAAGUUUUCCGUUUUGAUACCGUUCGGCUGAGAAGUGUCCAGAUAUUUGAACGCUUUGUCCGCUGGAGUAACUACCAAUUUGGCAAGAUUCACCCGGGGUGAAAAAGGUAAAAAACAAACAAAAAAAAAAAAAAAAAAAAAACAAACCAAAAAAAAAACCACACCACCCAAAAACCCCAAGCCACCCUGCAUGCACCUGUGUGUACAAACACCCCGCGAUCCCUGAUUUUAUGCCUGUAUCUGUGAUCCUGGCUCCUCUGUAGUGGAAAUGGCCUCCUGAAGGAGUCCUGCAUGCAGGAUGUGGAUCGGACCGGCGAAAGGUGUUGGUCCCGCGCCUUCGUGGGAGUCAGGGCCCUUUGCACCACACUUUACCCGGGAUGGGGGUCGGUGUUGACCGGCUUGUUUUAGCGCAUCACCUUGUCCCCUCUCUUCUUCCCUCCCUGAGGGGAAAUGAGAGAGCUCCUCGGGGAAAAAUCCCCAACCACAAACCUUCUCCGACUGAUUUUACCCCCUCGGAUGUGUUGACAGGGGGAUGUGCCUGUGAGCGCGGCGCGUUACGGGACCGCGGCACAGCAGCCCCUCCUCGGCUUCCCCGCUCCUAUAAUUUAUCUGGGGCGGAGGCGAAGGACUGAAGUCAUCGCCCAGCGAGCGAACACGCACACUUUGGGGGGGCCCCGCUUUGCCUUCCCCACCCCCCCCAGCAGCCUCUCCUGCUGGCCUGGGAAGCCGGGGAGAUUUAGAUCUGCGAGGCUUUCAGCCAUCACGUGUUUAAAUAGUUGAUAUAAAACCCCGGCGCAAGGGAUCCAGGCGGGGGGACUUUAAGACCAGCCCUCUCCAGGGACCCUUUUGUUCAGCUCUCAAACAUAAGCACCUUCUCGCCUCGCCAGGACUUCAGUGGCAACUUGGCCAAGCAGGAAAAACACGACUUUGGAAGAGCCGCCCCCGGCUUCGGCAGCCCUCCGAAAUGUCCCGCUCUUUCUAUGUCGACUCCUUAAUCAUCAAAGACUCCUCGAGGCCGGCACCGUCCCUGCCUGAGCAUCAUCACGGCCAGGACUUCUUCAUCCCCCUCAGCAUGCCUUCCCCCCUCGUCAUGUCGGUGUCGGGCCCGGGCUGCCCGUCCCGCAAGAGCGGGGCUUUCUGCGUCUGCCCGCUCUGUGUCACCUCGCACCUGCACUCCUCCCGCCCCGGCGGCGGGGCCAUCCCCCUGCUCAAGAGCCAGUUCCCCGCCGCAGCCGGCGAGGCCCAGUGCUGCCCGCGGCCCGGCCACGCUCACCACCCGCCGCAGCACCCGCCGCCCGCUGCAUCCGUGCCCGCCGCCGCCGCCGCCGCCCUGGGCCACCCGGCGCAUCACCCACCUGCCUGUGCCGCCACCACCUACAGCGUCAGCGACCCCCGGAGGUUUCACUGCCUCGGCAUGGGAGGGUCCGACUCCAGCCAAAUUCAAAACGGGAAAAGGAUGAGGACAGCUUUCACCAGCACCCAGCUCUUGGAACUGGAGAGGGAAUUCUCCUCCAACAUGUACUUGUCCCGCCUGCGGAGGAUCGAGAUAGCCACGUACCUGAACCUGUCCGAGAAGCAAGUGAAAAUCUGGUUCCAAAACAGGAGGGUGAAGCACAAGAAAGAAGGCAAAGGCACCCAGCGCAACGCGCACGGGGGCUGCAAGUGCAGCACCAGUCAGGGGCACUACCCCAGGUCGGAGGAUGAAGAGUCUCUAUCCCCCUCGUCGGCUACCGAGGAUAAAGAGAUCUCCCCGUUAUGAGCCCGGCCCGGAGCUUCACUCCCGCCGCCGAAUGCCAGCCCGGAGCGGGGCGGCGGCUCACCUGGCACCGCUGCCCCGGAGACAGCAGCCCGCCGACCCGGAGUGGGCUGGCCCUCGCCGGCCGGGAGGUUCAUUUCAUCCCUUCGCAGUAAUAGAGAGAUAUAUGAAAAUAUAUUUUUGGAAUGUAAAUGUUUUAGUCGUGAGAGUUCAACUGAAACGUUAUUUAUGUAACCCCAGGAGCGGGCACCUGCUCUUCCUAACGUGUAACACAGGACUGGAUUCUCAUGGCCCAGGCUGCCUCCCCUCGCCUUUUCCCCAGGAAAUGUGAAUUAAAACAAAACAAAAAAAGAAAAAAAAAAAGAAAUAAAAGAAAAGAAAAAGAAAAACCACAAACCGAGACAUUAAAAAACUGAAAAGCAAAUAAAAACUUGUAAGGCUGCGAACCUCCUGGAUGAACAAAAAUAAGAAAAGAAAUAAAGAUCAGUCGUUUGGGUUUGGGACGGCAGGUUGUUUGUGAAUAGUUUUAUAUAAAAUUUAUAUUUAUAUUUAUUUAAAUAAAAGAGAUCAGACGAGA
This is a messenger RNA of Columba livia (rock pigeon), 3170 nucleotides long. RefSeq names its product GS homeobox 2 (gene GSX2). The record is from RefSeq and is a predicted model, not a curated record. The transcript is spliced from 2 exons. Gene Ontology annotation, molecular function: sequence-specific double-stranded DNA binding; DNA-binding transcription factor activity, RNA polymerase II-specific. Gene Ontology annotation, cellular component: nucleus. The coding region runs from base 1802 to 2596 and encodes 264 amino acids. Gene Ontology annotation, biological process: regulation of DNA-templated transcription. Lineage: Eukaryota; Metazoa; Chordata; Aves; Columbiformes; Columbidae.